AUGUCCGUGCCUCCUCUGCCCAAUCUGCUCCAGUCUCGAGGGCCUGGUGACGGCGGUCGAGGCUUCCGACGAGGACGGCGUGGUGGACCUGCCUCAUCGUCCGGACCCGGUAGCCAAGAUGAGGUAAUUCAAGGCACGGACACCGACGCUGCCGUGUCGCGGCUUAGUGCUGUUAAUUUGGGAUAUCUCGAUGAUCCGUAUGCCCAAUACUUCGUGCAAAGCGCCCAUGGUCCGGGCAGCCGCCGGCUUCCCAUCAUCAAUCGAGGCACGUAUACGAGGACUACAGCCGUAGACACUCUCAUCAGCACUUUUCUGUCGUCCGGGGACAGCUCGGCAGGAGUGUCGCGGCAGAUCGUCUCCCUAGGGGCGGGCACCGAUACCCGCCCGCUGAAACUUUUCGCAAAGCCAGGCCAGAAUGGCCUCGUCUACCACGAGAUAGAUUUCCCUGCUGCCUGCGCAAAGAAGCUGCGCACAGUACAGGCUGUGCCAGUCCUUCGCAACAUCCUCCCGAACCCAUCCGAGUCCGAAAAUGGUUCUUGGAGCGCGCAACUUCCAAGCGGAGGUGAGUACUGGUGCCAUGGAGUCGACCUACGCAGCUUGAUCCAAGGCCAGGAGGAAGGCGGCGGAAAAUCAAGUUUGCCCGGGCUGAGAACGGAUGUCCCCACGCUCCUGGUAUCAGAAUGUUGUCUGUGCUACUUGGAAUCGCCAGAUGCGGAGCGGAUCAUAAGGUGGUUUACGGAUAAAAUUGCCAGCAUUGCCAUUUUGAUAUAUGAACCGGUGAAACCAGAUGAUGCUUUCGGGAAAAUGAUGGUAUCGAAUCUUGCCGCGAGAAGAAUCCGCAUGCCGACCCUUGAGGUUUACAAGGAACCCAAUGACCAGGCGAAGCGGCUCAAGGAAGCCGGUUUCUCUACAGUAAAGGUCUUGACAGUGCAUGAUAUUUUCGAGAAGUGGGUAUUGCCGGAAGAGAAGGUGAGGCUCGACAGACUUGAAGGACUGGACGAAAUUGAGGAGUGGGUGCUGCUCGCCAGCCAUUACAUCGUUGCAUGGGGAUGGGCCGGGACUGGGUUUACCAUGGCAGAUGAGAGGGGAUGCGUCUCGACGACUUGA
Messenger RNA from Scedosporium apiospermum, 1107 nucleotides. Its product is annotated as Leucine carboxyl methyltransferase 1. Gene Ontology annotation, biological process: C-terminal protein methylation. NCBI's taxonomy places the organism in Eukaryota, Fungi, Ascomycota, Sordariomycetes, Microascales, Microascaceae. The record is from RefSeq and is a predicted model, not a curated record. Gene Ontology annotation, molecular function: protein C-terminal leucine carboxyl O-methyltransferase activity. The transcript has 2 exons. Bases 1 to 1107 code for a protein of 368 amino acids.